Cyphellophora europaea CBS 101466 is the source of this 1254-nucleotide messenger RNA. RefSeq lists its product as uncharacterized. The transcript has a single exon. Lineage: Eukaryota; Fungi; Ascomycota; Eurotiomycetes; Chaetothyriales; Cyphellophoraceae. The record is from RefSeq and is a predicted model, not a curated record. The coding region runs from base 1 to 1254 and encodes 417 amino acids.
AUGACCCUCCGGCCAGGAGGCUCUCCAUCACCGAAUCCGGAGCAGCAGCAGAGUCAACAACAGUACCAAACACAGCCAUACCAGUCCUUGGGCCAACCCAGUCCCUACCAACAGAACCCCAUCAAUUACAGCACGCGCUUCUCCAGCGCCAACUUCCCCCAGGGGCCUCCUGUUGAAGCUGGCUCCGGACAAUCCCCUGUCUCGGCUUCGAAUUCCACACCAAAUCCCUUCGCCGACCACGGUAGCCGCUCUCGCAGCAGCACUGUCGGCGGGCAAUCUCAACAUCGCCCCAACGAUUCGGCCGGCGCCACACCCCUCCAGCCCCAGCACUCAGGCUACGUGACUGCCACCAGUUCGCGACCAGUCUCGCGCUCCACGGCCGCCUCCCCGCCCAACGCCAUUCCUGGCGCCGCUCAGUCCCGCCCGUCCACCGGCAGAUCCCCCUUCUCAACCCCAAUCAGCGCGCCGCCGAGACAACGCCCGGCGCAAAUCCUGCUCAUCAACCCCAACUCGACGCGCUCCAUGACCGAUGCCUGCCUAGCUUCCGUGCGGCCCAAUCUCCCCGCCAACGUCGAACUGACCGGCUACACGGCGCCCUACCCCGCCCCAACCGCCAUCGAAUCCGCCACGGACGCCAUCAUGUCGACGGAAGCCGUGCUGCGCGACCUCGCCAAGUACGCGGCGCCCAACAACGAAACGGUGCAAAACUUUGACGGCAUGCUCGUGGCCUGCUACAGCGCGCACCCGCUCAUCGACGCCCUGCGCGAGUCCUACGACGUGCCCGUCAUCGGCAUCAUGGAAGCCUCGCUGUACGUGGCGCGCAUGCUGGGCGGGCGCUUCGGCAUCGUCGCCACGGGCGCGCGCAGCAAGUUCCGCCAGGAGGACAGCGUCGCCGCCUACGGCCUGACGCACUUCUACGUCGGCAGCGAGGCCACCGGCCUGGGCGUGCUGGAGCUCGAGAGCCGCGAUCGCUCCGAGGUGUUGAAACGCGUGGCGCACGCGGCGAGGGUGCUGGCGGCCAAGGGGGCGGAUACCAUCUUGCUGGGCUGCGCGGGCAUGACGGAUAUGGUGAGGGCGGCCAAGGACGGGGUGCGGGAGGAGGACGGGACGCGAAAGGUCAAUGUCGUGGACGGCGUCGAGGCCGGCGUGCAGGUCCUGUCGGCGCUGGUGGGCAUGGCCAUCCCCACCAGCAAGAAGUGGAUCUACAAGGGCGAGAGGGACGGGCGGAGGGCGAGAGGGCAGAAUUGGUUGUGA